This is a messenger RNA of Leptonychotes weddellii (Weddell seal), 1092 nucleotides long. RefSeq names its product ARF GTPase 3 (gene ARF3). Gene Ontology annotation, molecular function: GTP binding; GTPase activity. NCBI's taxonomy places the organism in Eukaryota, Metazoa, Chordata, Mammalia, Carnivora, Phocidae. The record is from RefSeq and is a predicted model, not a curated record.
GUGCGCCGCACAGCUCCUGUCGCCGUCGCGGCUUCCGGUGCUAGGUGGAGGAAAGGAAGGAGGGAGCUGGGGAGCGGGGCCAGGGGAGCAGCCUUGCCGAAAUCGGCUUGGGGGAGUCGGAGGGAGCGGAACCAGUGCCGAGCGGAACCUGCGGGGGCGGAGGCGGCGGCUGCGGCGGCGGAGCUGGGAGCAGGAACUGGAUUGAGUUCUCCAUACCAGGGCCCAGGCCAAAACCAGACUGCCACUGCCCCCACUUGAGCCCUCCUGUCCUCAGAAAGUGGUUGCUGUGAUCAUGGGUAAUAUCUUUGGAAACCUUCUGAAGAGCCUGAUUGGGAAGAAGGAGAUGCGUAUCCUGAUGGUGGGCCUGGAUGCUGCAGGAAAGACCACCAUCCUGUAUAAGUUGAAACUGGGGGAGAUCGUCACCACCAUCCCCACCAUUGGGUUCAACGUGGAAACAGUGGAGUACAAGAAUAUCAGCUUCACAGUUUGGGACGUGGGUGGCCAGGACAAGAUUCGACCUCUCUGGAGACACUACUUCCAAAACACCCAGGGGUUGAUAUUUGUGGUCGACAGCAAUGAUAGGGAGCGAGUAAAUGAGGCCCGAGAGGAGCUGAUGAGGAUGCUGGCAGAGGAUGAGCUCCGGGAUGCAGUGCUCCUUGUCUUUGCAAACAAACAGGAUUUGCCUAAUGCUAUGAACGCUGCUGAGAUCACAGACAAGUUGGGCCUGCAUUCUCUGCGUCACCGCAACUGGUACAUUCAGGCCACCUGUGCCACCAGCGGGGACGGGCUGUACGAAGGCCUGGACUGGCUGGCCAAUCAGCUCAAAAACAAGAAGUGAGAGCCAGGCAGCCCUAUCCGACCGCCCCACCUAUCCUUGACACACCUACUGUCUCCCUGCCCCAGCUCUGCCCCUUCCUUCCCGUUGCCAGUGUGGCCAGGGCCCUGGGUAUCAUGUCCGCAUGCCCAACAAGAGCCUUGCCUCCCCUGCCUCCCCUCCUCUCCCCUGUCCAUGACCAGUCCCCGUUGCUGUCCUGAUGAUGAAUCAUUCCAAUUUAUCGGAUUUAAAACAAAAACAAGGUUGUUAUGGUUUCA